Molecule: messenger RNA, 9210 nt
Organism: Sciurus carolinensis (gray squirrel)
Lineage: Eukaryota; Metazoa; Chordata; Mammalia; Rodentia; Sciuridae
Product: zinc finger protein 709-like
Exons: 3
Coding region: 4630-6873 (747 amino acids)
Biological process (GO): negative regulation of transcription by RNA polymerase II
Molecular function (GO): DNA-binding transcription repressor activity, RNA polymerase II-specific; RNA polymerase II cis-regulatory region sequence-specific DNA binding
Source: RefSeq, a predicted model, not a curated record
CAGGGCCUUGUGCUUGUAAGGCAAGCACUCUACCAGCUGAGCUAUCUCCCCAGUCCCCUUGUUCAUUUUCACAUAUUGUGAAUUACUUAAAUUUCUUUGGAGUUGUUUCCUUUGAUGUAUGUGUCAUUCAAAAGUAUAGUGUGCAGUUCCUUGGAGAUUUUGCAGCUUUUUUUCUUCUGUGGAUUUCUCAUUUCAUUCCAGUAUGAUCUGAGGGCAACCGUGUAUGAUUUCUGUUUCUUUAGAUUUGUUAGGGUAUGUCACUUAGCUCUGAACAUGGUCUGUGUUGGUGAAUAUUGUACGUGAUCUUAGAGGAAUGUGCACUCAAGCUUGGGAUAUAGCUCAGUGGUAGAGAUCUUUACCUAGCAGUUGCAAAACCUUGUAUUCAAUCUCCUUGCCUGCAAAAAAAAAAAAGAAAAAGUAAAGAAAAGGAAGUCAAAUGAUAGAAUAUGCACUCUGUAAUUCUUUUUCUACAGUGUCAAAUGUCUCCAUUUCAUAUAUGAUGGUGUUGAUUUCAGCUAUAUCUUUACAGAUAUUCUGCUUCCUUGCCCUAUCAUUUACUGUUAGAGACAUGUUGAAAUCUCAGUUUAUAACUAUGAAUGUGUGAUUUUCUUUUCACUUCCAUGUUUCUGCUUAAUGUGGUUUGUUGCUCUGACUAGAGGAGUGUGUAUUAAGGAUUUCCAUGUGUUCUUUGAGAAUCAACUGCUUCAUCAUUAUUUAAACCCUUUAUUAUUUUGUUGGAGAUACAGUUGUUUAGUCUCAGUAUAGCUUCUACAAGUGUUUUUGGAUUGAUGCUGGAAUGAUAACUGUAAGUUCAAACAUGAUGUUUUCAGCAUACCUGUAUGUCCAUCUGCCUGGGAGGCUUAGGCAGGAAGAUAUCAAGUUCAAGAUCAACCUAGGUAACUUAGUGAGCACCUUUCUCAAAAUAAAAUUUUAAAAUGGCUGGGUACGUGGUGGGGUUGUAACUCAGUACGACUCAGUCAUGGCUCCUGGUUUCAAUCUCCAGCAACACCAAAAAAUUAAUUAACUAAUUAAUUAACAUACACCUAUGUGACUUUUAAGCAUGUGUACCCUGUCAAAUGACUAAAUUGAGCUAAUUAUCAGAUAGAUUCCUUCACAUACAUAUCUUUUCUAUGGUGGGAACACUUUAAAUAUGAUGCCACAAUUAUUUUUGGGCUAUGAUACAAUGGUCUGAACUAUAGUCACCCUGUUAUAUAAAGGGUUCUGUGAACUCAAUUCUCCUAGCCAGGUGCACUUUUGACUCCCCACUGCGUGUCAUUACAUGUUAUUUUCUUACAGAGAACACGAGGUUAGGUGUGAUUCUAAUCUAUUUGCCAGUCUCUCCUUUAAUUGCUGCAUACAGAUCACUCAUGUUCAAUGUGGCUGUUGAUAUAUUUGGAUUAAAAAUACCACAUUGGUAAGCAUUCUGUAUUUGUUUAGUUCUGGGGUUUUGUUUAGGUUUACCAUGUUUUUCAGCAUUAUCAUCUUAAUUGGACUGUUGACAUGAUUCCAUUUUCUCUCUUGCACAAGGAUAUCAAUUAAAAAUUUGAUUUAUUAAUUAAAUUAAACAAUAAAAUGUUUCUAAAUAUUUAGUAAUUUCACAGAAUUAUCAGUCUAUUUACAACUGAGCUAGGUGCAGUGGUGCUUGCCUGUUUUCCUAGCAGCUUGCAAGGCCAAAGCAGGAGGACUGCAAGUUUGAGGCCAGCUUCAGCAACUUAGCAGGACCCUGACUCAAAGUAAAAAAAUGAAAAGGGCUGAAAGUGUAGCUCAGUGGUAAAAUGUCCUGAGUUCAAUCCCUGAACCCCCCACAUAUGUGUUUACAACUAAUCAUAGUGUACUUUCAAACAACAAUGUACUGUUUUACAAACAGUGCUUGUGUCUUAGUUUGUUUUCAGGUCUCUUUCCCAUGCCGUAUACAUUUGCUGUCUUUCAUUUUACCUAGCCAUUAGGUGUAACCACCAGAUAGAUUGUUGAUAUUAUCAGUUUGAAUAAACAUCUCUUGAUGCAGAAAGGAAUAAAGAAAGUUUUUACUGUACUCUUGCAUGUAAUUCUUUACUAACACUCCUUAUGUGAACACUGUCGUAUCUUUUCACUUCACUCUAGAGAAGUUCUUUCUAAAAGACAUGGACAGCAGAUGUAUUGGUGACAUUCUCUCAAUGUUAUUCUUCAUUCUUGUCCUUCAGUAAUUUAUCUUCAUUUUAGUUGAUUCUUUGUCCUCCUUGCUCUGGUAUGCCAUGGAACCCCUAUAGUGAUGGUUUUACAGAAGUUGUGCUUUGAACCUGUGAAAUUUCUGUAUAAGCCUUUUGAUAACACCUAAGUUUCUAUUGAUAUCAUGUCAUUCUGACAUCAUCAUCCUGGUGACCUUGAGUUCUUUCUCCAUGGUUGCCUCUACCACUCUGAGCAUAGUUAAGAGGGUUGCCUGAAAGUCUGUGUCUACUAAGUUCAAAACCUGAGGUUUCUCAGGAAUGUUUUCUCUCAGUUCAUUUCUUUUUCCAUCCAUAAGCUCUAUUUCCCUCUUUUUAUUGUUGUUGGUAUUGAUAAGUAGAUAUUUGAAUAGCUAUAAUGGUAGCUGUGAAAAUCAGAUUCUCCUUUUCAGAGUUUGGGCAGGAAUAUUAAAGAGUGUUGAAAUUGCUUUCAAUCCCUGGGUUGUAGGUUUUGGCAAACUUCAAACUCUAGUAAAUGUCAGUAGAGUACAUCAGGUUAUCCUCACUUCAGGUAUAGACCUUUGAUUGUUUGCUGUGAUCUUCAACACUUACAUUUCGUUUGGCUUUUUACCCAAACAAGGACAUGGAUCUUGUAAAUAUAGAGUGUUUUAUCUUGAGAUAAGUGUGCUUUGGUGUACUUUUCAUUCACAUACUCAAUCAUUUUUACUCUGCAUCUGAACAUUUUUAUGUGGGAGUUGUAGUGGGAAUUGAUCCCAGGGUCUUGCACAUGCUAGGCAACUGCUCUACUCCUAAACAACAUCCCUAGUCCUCAUCAUUUUUUGUUUUGAGAUAGAAUAUCCCUAAGUCACUCAGCCUGUCCUGAAGCUUGCAAUCCUCCAGCUUCAGCAUCCUGAGUAGCUGGAAUUACAGCCAUGGGCCACCGCACACACUUACCCUUUUGUAUUGUAUAUGUUGCAGAAAUUUUCUUCUACUUUGUGGUUUCUCUUUAUCGCCCUCUUUCCAUAGAUUUCAAAUACUAUGUGAAUUUUUUAAGGAUUGUUCUUUUUCUAAUCAGAAAACUGCAUUCCUGUGUGCAAAAGGCAUUUGACUGUGACUUGCGAAAAGUUGUGCAGUAUUGUCAUUCUGAUUUCAAUGUGUAGUUCAAAUUUCAUCCUUGCAGGGGAGGGAUGUCUGCCACUGUUGUGCAAUUCCCACUGUGUCAUGAAUCAAUUUUCUGUUCACAUGUGAGCCUACUGAAUGCUCUUUUCUUUCCCAUGACUUGUUAAUCUUUCAGUUAGUGAACUAGUGUUCUGAAUACUGUGACUUCAAAAGGUUUUGUGUAUAUUAGUCUAGGGAUCACUGUCUUGUUCCAAUGUGUUUAAACAUUGUUAGACAUUUGUUACGCUAGAAGACUUGAUACACUAGUUCCGCCCCCACCCCGGGAAAAACUCUUCUGUUGGCAUUUCACAAUGUUACUGAUCUGUGUGUGAAGCAACAUGUUGGUGACAGUGAACUUUAAGAACCUGUGCCAUCCUUUCCCUUAUUUUAUUUUUCUUUGACAACUCCAAAUAAGCUAAUGAUAUUUUUCUAUUAGCGUGUUGACUUAUACUUUAUAAAUCUUAUUCAGUAUUAAAAUCUGGUUUCUCCAUAAGAAAGCAAGUGCAAGCUGGUAGUGUCAUCUCUAGUGGAGUCAUAAAAGGUGUGCUGAAUUCUGUGAAUGAUAAGUUGUCACGAGGUUUUUGUUUGUUUGUUUGUGUAUUUAUUAGGUAAGAAGAUUUAACCCAGGGCUUCUGUACCACUGAACUACAUCCCCAAACCUUUUUUUACCUUUUAUUUUGAGGUACAAUGUUCCUAAGUUGGUGAGGGUGACCUUGAAUUUGUCAACCUUCUACCUCAGCCUCCCAAGUCACUGGGAUGAUAGGUGUGCUCCUUCAUGCCCAAUUGACAAGUUUUAAAUAUUACCUAACAGACCCCUCAGUAGAGAUUCAUCCCCCAGAGUUUAUUUGGGAGGCUGGUGGAGGUAGGCAACCUCUGAUGAACAUGUCAGAAUAUUGAAAACAUGUACAGGACCAACAGGACUUAAAACAGACUGGAUUUUGUUGAGAUAACCUACACGGGAACUCCAGUUCCCUCCUUGUAUUUAACCUGGUGAGGUCCAGCCCAACCAGAUUCCCAGAUACCACCAAAGAUCAAAGUUUGUUCUCAAGCAUUUCUAAGAAUAUACUGUCUCAGAUCAGCUGCUGUUAUUGAGUGCAGUACAUAGUUGGAUUUGUUGUGAGAUGUGCUAGAGGCCAGUGUACAAAGACAAUCGGAAUGACCCAGCACCAUGGCCAGUGUUCCUGCUCCAGUGCCGUGUGUCUCAUUUCCUCCUGGCGAUACCUAUGGGAUGUUUUAGGAGUCAGUGACCUUUGAGGAUGUGGCUGUGAACUUCACUCUGUAGGAAUGGGCUUUGCUGGAUUCUUCCCAGAAGAAGCUCUUCAGAGACGUGAUGCAGGAAACCAUCUGGAACCUGACCACUAUAGGAAAACAAUGGAAAAAUCAGGAUAUCGCUGAUCGCUACAAUUCCAGGGGAAAUCUAAGAAAGCAAGUAGUAGAGAGACUCCUUGAAGAGAAAGAAGAUAGUCAGUGUGGAGAAAUCCUCAGGCACAUCAUAGAUCUUAUUAUGAACAAGACAAGUUCUUCUGGAGUAAAACCAGGUGAACAUCAUGUGUGUAGAGAAGUCGUCAUUGCUGAUUCAUUCCUAGCCGUUCCCCUAGCAGCUCACACUGGACACAAAGCACAAGAGUAUCAGAAACAUGGAGAGAAGCCACAUGAACAUAAGGAACAUGGGAAAGCCUUCCAUUAUCACCAGUGUUUGCAGAAGCAUGAAAGAACUCACACAGCAGAGAAUCUCCAUGUGUGUAAACAAUGUGGAAAAGGCUUUAGUACGUCUAGAUACAUGAAAACACAUGAACGAAUUCACAGUGGAGACAAACCCCAUGUAUGUAAGCAAUGUGGAAAAGGCUUUUGUUAUUCCAGCUCCAUUAGAGCACAUAAACAAAUUCACAUUGGGGAGAGACCGUAUGUGUGUAAGCAAUGUGGAAAAGGCUUUAGUUCUUCUAGCGGAAUUAGACAACAUGAACGAAUUCACAGUGGAGAGAAACCCUAUGUAUGUAAGCAAUGUGGAAAAGGCUGUAGUUCUUCUAGCGGAAUUAGACAACAUGAACAAAUUCACAGUGGAGAGAAACCCUAUGUAUGUAAACAAUGUGGACCAAGCUUUAAGCUUUCUUCCUCCUUUAGAAAACAUGAACGAAUUCACAGUGGAGCAAAACCCUAUAUAUAUAAGCAAUGUGGAAAUGGCUUUCGCUUCUCCAGGGACCUUCAAAGGCAUGAACAAGUUCAUAUGGGAAAGCAUUCCCAUGCGUGUAAGCAAUGUGAGAAAACCUUUCCUAUUCUCGGUGACCUUCAUCAACAUGAACGAAUUCACACUGGAGUAAAACCCUAUGUAUGUAAGCAAUGUGGAAAAGCCUUUAGUUCUUCCAGUGACUUUAAAACACAUGAAAGAAUUCAUAAUGGAGAGAAACCCUCUGUGUGUAAGCAAUGUGGAAAAACCUUUAGUACUUCCAGUUACAUGAAAAUCCAUGAACGAAUUCACAGUGGAGAGAAACCUUAUAAGUGCAAACAAUGUGGAAAAGCCUUUCGUUUUCCCAAUUGCCUUCGAAUGCAUGAACAAAAUCACAGUGGGAAAAAACCCUUUAUAUGUAAGCAAUGUGAAAAAGGCUUUAGUUCUUCUAGCAAAAUUAGAGUACAUGAACUAACUCAUAGUGGAGAGAAACCCUAUGUGUGUAAGCAGUGUGGAAAAGCCUUUAGUUCUUCCAGCUCCUCUAAAAGACAUGAACGAAUUCACAGUGGAGAAAAACCCUACGUAUGUAAGCAGUGUGGGAACGGCUUUCCUUUUUCCAAGGACCUUCAAAGGCAUGAACAAGUUCAUAUGGGAAAGAAUCCCCAUGCGUGUAAGCAAUGUGGGAAAACCUUUCCUAUUCUCGGUGACCUUCAUCAACAUGAACGAAUUCAUAGUUGGAAGAAAACCCAUGUAUGUAAGCAUUGUGGGAAAGCCUUUCCUUUUCUCAGUUUCCUUCAUAAACAUGAACGAAUUCACACUGGAAUGAAACCCUAUGUAUGUAAGCAAUGUGGAAAAGCCUUUAGUUCUUCCAGUAACAUUAAUAGACAUGAACGAAUUCACAGUGGAGAGAAACCUUAUAAGUGCAAACAAUGUGGGAAAGCCUUUUGUUUUCCCAGUUACCUUCGAAUGCAUGAACAAAUUCACAGUGGGAAAAAACCCUAUGUAUGUAAGCAAUGUGGAAAAGGCUUUAGUUCUUCUAGCAAAAUUAGAAUACAUGAACGAAUUCAUAGUGGGGAAAAACCCUAUGUGUGUAAGCAGUGUGGAAAAGCCUUUAGUUCUUCCAACUACACUAAAAGACAUGAACGAAUUCACAGUGGAGAGAAACCUUAUGUAUGUAAGCAAUGUGGAAAAGGCUUUAGUUUUUCUAGUGACAUUAAAACACAUGAAAAAAUUCAUAGUGGAGAAAAACCCUAUGUAUGUAAGCAAUGUGGAAAAGCCUUUAAUUCCUCCACAAACCUUAAAAGACAUGAACGAAUUCACAGUGGAGAGAAACCCUAUACAUGCAAACAAUGUGGGAAAACUUUCCGUCAUUCUGAUUCAAUCAGAAAACAUGAAAAGGCUUGGCACUAGAGUAAAACCCUAUGUAUGUAAGCAAUGGGGAAAAGCCUAUAGUGAUCCCAGUCUCCUCAGACAUAAAAGAAUUCACAGUGACAUGAACACAUGCAUGUGAGCAGUGUGUAUAAGCCUCCAGUCAUUCGUCCACCCUUAGAAUACAGGAAGGAAUGCAGGCUGGAGAGAAACCCUGUGUGUGUGUAAAGAAAGCAGCGAAGCCUUCACUCCGUCCAGUUACCUUCUCAAACAGCAAGGAACUCACAAGCGAGAAACUCCAUGAGUGUAAGCAAUGUGAGAAGGCCUUUCUUCUCAGAUUUUUUCCACAGCAUGGAAGAACACACCGAAGAGAAACCCUGAAUACAGAAAAUCGGAAUUCUUUAUUAUCGCAUGAACUGGCUAGCACACAUGAGCAAGCAGGUGCAAUAACUUGUAUUGUUGCAAAGGACGUAGGGAUACUUGUUGCCGUGUUGCUUCAGUGUACCCAUGUGGAGUAUCAUCCUUCCAGUCUGGAUUGAAACCCGUAAUAGAAGAGAUGUGCUGUGUUGUUUAUUUGGUUCAUAUGUAGGAAAUCACUCUGGAUUAAAACCCUGUGACUGAGAAAAAUUCGUAGAAGAGGGGUGUCAGUUGUAACAUAGUUUCAGAGGCCUUUAAAAUUCCUCAUGUAGCAGAAUGCAAUUGCUAUGAAGAGCUUGGUGCAAAAUAAUUUGGUUAGAAGACUGGAGAAAUUGUGCUCCCUGGAGGAGAUUUCCCAAAACUUCUAUUGCGUGCACCACUAAUUCAUUUUUCAAGUAGAUCUCUGCACGGUGUACUUCUGAUUUGUGUUCUUGGAAAUAAAGAUUGAGGUGACACACUUCUGGGAGUUUUCUCUAGGCUGGACUAUGUGACUUUGAUAUGUAGCAUAUUUUUAAUCAAACCAGGUAGUAAGCCUUCUAACAUUUUGAAGCAUGUUGGAACCAAAGCCAAUUAAUGUGUAUUUCUAAUAUGACAUUAGGUUUAAUUUCUGUGUACUUUUUAAGUAAUUUUUGGUAGUGGGCCACUGAAGAAUUAGGUUUUGGGCAUUACUGCAAAUUUCUUCGUGGCCUCACACGAUGGGGUAUUCAUACCGUUUUAUUUAUGUAUACAUACAGAGAAAUGUAUAUGUAUACGUGGGUAUGUUUCUUUUCAUGGAUUUUAUAUAUUUCAGUUUGAUGGGAUGUUUUCUGACUUUUGGUACAUCAUAAUUAUGCAAAAUGGUGAAAUUCAUUUUUACAUAUUUGUAAAUGCCCAUGAUAUAGCAAUAAAUGUAUAUUUUCUUUAAAUCAGAUUUCAGUGCAUGGUUUAGAGUUUCUUAAACGUUUUAAAUUAAUUACAGAUUAACAUAUAUCAGCUUUUUCUCAAAAUUUUUUCUUGGAAACAUUGGUAGUAUUAUGAUGGAAUCCUCUUUUUUGUAGUAGAGAUAUACUUCUGAGAGGAAUGAAAUUCUUUUUCCGUGGGAUAGCAAUUUUGUUGAAUACUAAACUGAAGUUAGACUUCCAUGUUGAAUAAUUAUAGGUCUCAUCUGUGCAACAUUUCUUAGAUCUCAAGUCCAGGCAAACUCGGAUUCUUGUGUCAGCCCUAUACACUAGUUUAUGAUUCAAAGAGACUUUUCUCAUUUGUUUGCAGUUUCUGACCCUGAACCCAGGGCCUCACAUUUUCUAAGUACUGAGCAAAUCCACAGUCCUGUUUAUUUUAUUUUGAUAAAUUUUCUGAGUUGCCCAGUGUAAUGUGUAAUUUGCAAUCCUCCUGCCUUAUCCUCCCAGGAAACUGGGAUUUUAGGCCUGUGCCACUCAGAACAACUUAUUAAGAGACAUUUGACUAAUGCCGGAGAAGAGUUUAGGACUGGAAGAAAACAAAACAGGCAAUAAAGUGCCUUUUUUCCUGAAAUGGAUUUACGUGGUACUUUGUCUCGCAUUCCAGUUUACCUGACCUUGCUCGGUCACAUUUUCAGCAUGAAUGAUGCACACAUGGCACAGGUGGGAAUGGCAAGCAAACCUCGGGUCACCAAGCUUUUCUUUUCUCAGUAUUUGUGGCAGAGUUCAUCAGUCCAACGCCUGGCAUGGCUCAUUUUGGGAACAAAAUGGUAGUGGGCCGAAGCAAGGGUCUGGGUUAUAUAGGCUUCGUUUAGGGUGGGACACGAUGUUAGUUUUGGGCUUUCAUUGUAUUGGGGUCAGUGGAUUCAUUAGAGUGGACCAGGAAUGUGGACAGAGAAUAUCCUCUGGCUUAUUGUUUUGGGUUCAGCUGACCCAUUGGGGUUGUUGGUCAGUUGCCAGGCAGGUGGGAGUCCCUUUUGAGUUCCUUUACUCUGGCUGAGGCCUGGGAUUUGAAAUGACAAAAGCU